CACCUCAUUAGAACAUUGAAUACAGAAGGCAGUGGGUUCAGUCCACCAAGCAAAGCAAAGCACAAAGCUGCCCAAGUGUCCAAGUCGCAAGUCCAAAGUAGUAAAUGAACAUAAAACCCGUAGCAAACUUCGCCAUUGUGUUGAUCAAUUUUCAUAGCCUUGACUAAACACCAGAUUGCAUAAAAAUCUACUCUUUAACAUUAUUGGAGUGAGAAAUUUUGUUUCGAGUUUACUUUCUGUAAUGCUUAACGUCUAUUGUUACUACUUGAUAUUAUCUCCAUAAGGAUUCUAUGAGAUAAAUUUGAUGACCUGAUAAGUGGGACCUAAAUAAUCAUGUAUUGGGCCAAUAACCAUGCUUCGUCCCCGCAUAUUGAGACCAUACUUCUCAAAGAGGAUCUCACACUCGAAGAGCUCUUCAAUGAGGAAAGCCUUAUCCAGGAGUUGAAAUCGCUCAACAAAAAGUUGAUUGAUUUCCUCACACGGCCGGACAUUCUUGAGGAGCUGGUGACGUACAUCACGACCGAACCGAGCGCCGAUCUGGACGAACGCGAACGCUACAAGCACGCGAACAUGGCCUGCGAACUGCUCACCACCGACAUCCCGCAUCUCAGCGAGAAGCUGAUGGGUGACGAACAGCUGUUGCUCAAGCUCUACUCGUUCCUCGAGAGUGAGCCGCCGCUCAAUCCGUUGCUCGCCUCGUUCUUCAGUCGAACGAUGGGCAUGUUCCUCACCCGGCGCCAGGAGCAAAACUGGUACUCGUACCAACUGACGUGCCUGAAGCUGCUGGACUUCUUGAGGAACAAGGAGACGUGCAUUCCGCUGCUGAUGAAGCACCUGGGCACGCUGGCCGUCAUGGACCUCACCCUCAAGCUGGCCACCCAGGUUGAGGACGAGGAGAUGCGGUGGCUGGACAAGCAACAGCUGAUCGACCUGGUGGUUGAGCUGUUGGAUCCGGCCGUGGACAGCGACCGGCACUCGAGUGCCUCUCAGCUGCUACAGGACAUUGUGCUCGGGUCACGUGACGCCCUGCUCAACGCCGACUCAAAGUCCGAAUCCAAUGUUAUACUAAAAACUAUUGAAUCGCCAAAGACUGUCGUUAAACUAUUAGAUUUGAUACUUAAAGGUGAAAAGUGUGAAAGUAGUAUUGUUGGAGGAAUUACGGUGCUUUUAACUCUCCUCGAGCCAGCCAACUCAAGAAUCCAAGUGUAUAAACUUUAUAGUCGUGUUGAUAAUAUUCAUGAUAAUUAUUGUAUUUGUGAAUUGCAGAAACCAUCACUAAAAAUGACCUGCGGAGUGGUUGAUCCUCCUUUCGGUAAAACUAGACUUCAUGUAGCCAAAUUAUUAGUAGCUCUAAUUGCGACCCAUAAUCCCAACAUCAACCAGUCAUUACAUGAACUUGGAACUAUUGGGGUUUUAUUGGAUCUAUUUUUCAAGUAUACCUGGAACAAUUUUCUGCAUACGCAGGUCGAAAAGUGCCUAUCAUUUGCUAUUAAUUGUGAUCUACUGAACUGCGAAGAAAUUAGUAAAGAAAACGUUUUACUUCAUGAUGUAUUUGUUACUUGCAAUUUGUUACAAAGAAUAGUUAAUACAUGGAAUGAAAAUGAUGAAGAACAAAAACAACCGGGAGGCUGUCGAAGGGGGUACAUGGGACAUUUAUUCAGAAUAGUAGUGAAAACAGGUGGUGGAGAACAUCCGGCUCGUGCCAGUACACAGGAUAGUAAAGACUACUCUGAUAUCUCACAAUAUGCUAAUGCUCAACAGCUUUAA
Nilaparvata lugens (brown planthopper) is the source of this 1767-nucleotide messenger RNA. RefSeq names its product serine/threonine-protein phosphatase 6 regulatory subunit 3 (gene fmt). Lineage: Eukaryota; Metazoa; Arthropoda; Insecta; Hemiptera; Delphacidae. The record is from RefSeq and is a predicted model, not a curated record. Gene Ontology annotation, molecular function: protein phosphatase binding; protein phosphatase regulator activity. Bases 334 to 1767 code for a protein of 477 amino acids. The transcript is spliced from 14 exons. Gene Ontology annotation, cellular component: nucleus; cytosol.